CGACGGCAGAGGGCCGCUGGAGGCACUCAUGUCGGACGAAGACAGCCUGCCUGAGGGCGUGUCGGUGGCCGACGUGCGCCAUGCAGUGUCGGGCAUAGACCCCGUCCUGUGCAAGGCGCUCCUUCUCUGCGCGAGGCGGGACGACGGCCUGGAGGGUGUCACCUGGCGACAGCUUCUCGCGGACGAGAGCGAGGGCGACGACGAGGGACGGGAGGUGCUCGUGGACGAGGACGAGGGAGGGGAGGUGCUCGAGGCGGAGAACGAGGUCGACGGCGGGUCCGAGGAGGAGGACGAAGACAAUGGGAGCGACAUGGAGACCCUCUUCCGCAAGGUGAAGGCGCGCGACUUCGCCGCUAUCGAUGUGCUCGUCGCGCUCAUCCACCUGCUGCACGAGGCCUUCCGCAACGGCGACUCCGAGAUGUGGUCAGUCGCUGUCAACAGCGACAACGCCCUGUACAACCGUAAGUUGUGCAUGACGAUCGAGGAGACGCACCUCAAGCCGGAGCCGUGCAAGCUGGUGCGCGAGGGCAAGGUGGCCGCCAUCGCGUUCCACAUCUCGAGGCGUGCACAAACUGCGCCGGAAGAGGUCACGUCGCUCUCCGACCUGUGCCGCCUGCUGGCGGACCUCCUUCGCUGGGGGGUGCUCUCAGGACCGUCGGAUGGCGACGAGAUGCUCGAGGUACGCGCGCUCGCCGCGGCCCUGUGCAAGGGCAAGGAGGCGCCCGAGCUUCUGCGGUACGCCGAUUCGCUCGGCCACAGCUUCGGUGCUCAGGAGAUCGACGACGCCCUCCUCUCUGCCGCCUGCCUUCACUGGGCGAGCGGCAAUGGCCGCGGCAAGCCGUGGAAGGCUUUGCUAAAGCAGCUGACCUCCUCCGCCAUGCAGCACCAGUGGACAGGGACGCCGCCUUUCGGCGCUGCACCAAAGCUGAACGCCUGGCUCAAGCUGAAGGGCCUCAACGACGAGCAGCGAGCUUUUGCCUUGAGGCGCUAGGCGCGGCGCACACAGAACGCACCUGCGCUGCGGAGGCGCCCGGGCGCCGCACGGCCCUGCUUGCGUCACUGUGCGAGCUCGCUAGGCGAGCAUGCUUCGGCGUGGGGAGGGGCGCGGGGAGUACGUACUGACGGUAAGUAGCAUGAGGAGAGAGCGGUGGGUGGGGUCUGAGUUCUCGUCCGUCCCUCCCACCACCCGACGAGCCAUAGUAAGGGAGCAACGUAUGUAAAGCGCGCGGCGCGGACACAGCCGGAGAGAUUGCGGGUCGGUUGUGUCUCUGUGUGAGAAAGUGAAAGCUGAAACUAUAAUG
Molecule: messenger RNA, 1301 nt
Organism: Emiliania huxleyi CCMP1516
Lineage: Eukaryota; Haptophyta; Isochrysidales; Noelaerhabdaceae
Exons: 3
Coding region: 29-991 (320 amino acids)
Source: RefSeq, a predicted model, not a curated record